UUGCCACUUAAGCAGCAGACAAGCAAAAUUGAGCGUUCGCUUUAUUUUUGGCGUGUCUGCUGUGCUGUGCUGGUCUUUUCCUUGCCUGUGUCGCCAUUGGUCCUAAUUCCUAAGAUCAAGUUAGGGAAGCUUCAACCGCUGGUUCUUUCGCUUUGAAGUUUGAUUUGAAAGAAGGGGAGUUGGGCUUCCCACUGCCUACGAAUGUGUUUCCUUUUAUUUCCCAUGCCCAUUGGUCAUCUGUCAAGUCCACGUCUUCGUUGACUUGGUAAUACCCAUUUUGCGCAGUAGAGCCCCCACAAGCUUAUAUUUGCCUUUGCGAGCUGGAGAAUUAUGAAAAUGGCUCGUAACUAGUUGAAAUUUCAGGCCCUCGUUUUUACUUCCUUUCUUCCCCUGAGGGCUGAGAGUUGAACUUGAACUUGAACCCAACAUUACAUAUUCCUUGAUUUUACUUUCCUUUUUGCCUUUUGUUACGUGCUCAAUUUUAGAGCUCCAGUAGGACUUGGAGCCUGGAGGCAGCUUUCAGCUCUUACUUUCGGACUAUGGGUAACUGCUUCUCCGACGACGCCGUUGGCCGCUCUGCCGUUGGCGGUACUGCCUUCUCGCAAAAUGAUACUUCUAACGUCGCCGUAGAUUGUUUCUUGUUGUCUCGAGGCUAUCGUGGCCUCUAUUCUCAGAUCGAGCUCUCAUUCUCUGCAUCUAACUUGCGCGAUCGUGAUAUAUUAUCCAAGAGUGAUCCAAUGGUGGUUAUCUACACAAAAGGAAGGGACGGAACACUAGAAGAGCUUGACCGCACGGAAGUAGUUCAAAAUUCAUUAAAUCCAAAAUGGAUCCAUAAGCUUAAUAUUACCUAUCAAUUUGAGGUUGUGCAAACUUUCGUGUUCUUUGUAUAUGACGUCGAUACUCAAUAUCACAACCUAGGAGUAAAGAUGCUGAAGCUAGAUGAACAGCAAUAUCUUGGUGAAGCAACUUGUGUACUAUCUGAGAUAGUUACCAAAGCAGACAGCUCACUUACUUUGGAUCUUAUAUAUAGAGAAGAGUCUACCAGCUCUACUCAUCCACGCCACUGUGGGAAACUUACUGUUCAUGCUGAGGAGUGUGUUAGCUCAAAGACCACAACAGAGAUGAUAUUAAGGUGUUCAGACUUGGAACACAAGGAUCUCUUCUCAAGAAUUGACCCUUUUCUGGUUAUCUCAAAAACUGUGGAGAGUAAGAGCUCAAUUCCAGUUUGCAAAACCGAAGUCAUAAAGAAUGACUUGAAUCCUACAUGGAAGCCUGUAUUCUUGAAUAUGCAACAAGUGGGAAGCAAGGACAGCCCCUUGAUUAUAGAGUGUUUUAACUUCAACAGCAAUGGGAAGCACGAAUUGAUUGGAAAAGUUCAAAAGUCGCUGGUGGAGUUGGAAAAGCUUUAUUUAAGUGGGGAGGGGGACAACCUAUUCUUACUUUCUGCUGCUGGACACGAUUACCAUAACAAAAUACUAAAAAGCCAGUUAUUUGUGGACAAAUUCUCCGAGAGCGUCCAACAAACUUUCCUGGAUUACUUGGCCGGUGGCUAUGAAAUGAACUUCAUGGUGGCUGUUGAUUUCACAGCUUCAAAUGGAAACCCUCGCCUUCCUGAUUCCUUGCAUUUCAUUGAUCCUUCAGGACGGCCAAAUGCAUAUCAGAGAGCAAUCUUAGAAGUUGGAGAGGUGUUGCAGUUUUAUGACUCGGAUAAACGCUUUCCUGCUUGGGGUUUUGGAGCACGACCAAUUGACGGUCCAGUCUCUCAUUGUUUCAACCUAAAUGGAAGUAGUCACUACUGUGAGGUUGAAGGAACUCAAGGAAUUUUGAUGGCAUAUACAAGUGCGCUCCAUAAUGUAUCUCUUGCAGGACCAACUCUUUUUGGGCCUGUGAUUAACAAUGCUGCGUUAAUUGCCAGUCAGUCUCUCGCAGAUGGUGGGCGGAAGUACUUUGUUUUGCUAAUAAUCACUGAUGGAGUGGUAACAGAUCUCCAAGAAACUAAAGAUGCUCUCGUCAAGGCAUCUGAUCUGCCACUGUCUAUUCUCAUUGUUGGAGUUGGUGGAGCUGACUUUAAAGAGAUGGAGGUUUUAGAUGCGGACAAGGGAGAGAGACUUGAAAGUACAACUGGACGUGUGGCUUCACGUGAUAUAGUCCAGUUUGUUCCAUUUCGGGACGUACAGGGUGGAGGAAUUUCUGUUGUUCAAGCACUGCUAGCAGAAAUACCUCAUCAGUUUCUGACCUAUGUUCGAAGCAGAGAUGUUCAACCAAAUUCAUGAUCAAGUACAUGGUACCGAACAAUUGUCCCUAGAUAUUGGAUCAUUUAUUUGUGCUGUCAUCGCUAUCCCAGUCAAGUUGCACUGAAUGGGCAGUUGUACGACACUGCACUGAGCUUAGAAACUUUAGUUUGCAAUUCAGUGUUCAUGCCAAUGCAGCUGGUAUACGUAUAUGAGUUCAAUGGUUGGCGUUUUUCCACGGGGGAUGGAAGUUUACUCGAGAGUGAUUGUCGGCUUAGUUGUGCCAGGAGCCUUUUGCUAUUCUGGAGAGUAUGAUAGGUGAUACCAUAUCUUCUACUCUUAAUUCGAGAGAAGAAUUGAAAGCAAUAUCAGAAAGAUUUCUUCUUUUCAUAUCAUGUGCAUUGGAACUCUAUUUGCUGAUUCGAUGAAUAGAAUGCUGAACAUCAGGACAUGCCUGAAUCUUAAAGGGUAAAGGCAGCCGAAACAAAACAUUAUCUUUUGCUGUUAUUUUUGUUUUCUCCGUUUGCUAUUUCAUUGUUUAUGUUUGUUUCUAAGCUUGGGUCGGAAUUUCAAGGGUGUAUUCAUGGAAAAACAUUUAUUCAUUAA
Molecule: messenger RNA, 2837 nt
Organism: Momordica charantia (bitter melon)
Lineage: Eukaryota; Viridiplantae; Streptophyta; Magnoliopsida; Cucurbitales; Cucurbitaceae
Product: protein BONZAI 1
Biological process (GO): cellular response to calcium ion
Cellular component (GO): plasma membrane
Molecular function (GO): calcium-dependent phospholipid binding
Source: RefSeq, a predicted model, not a curated record